ACUAAAGUGCUUUAUGGCCCUGUCCCUUAAGGCACAUAUAAAGUUAGUUACAAAGUAUUUUUUUAUAUGCCAUUGUUGUUCCUUAAACCUGCCUAAGUUAACUUGAAUUCUAAUCAUAACCAUAAACAUGGCAAGGCCUCUUCUUCUUGCCUCUUCUAUGCCCAAAACAACACCCUUCCUUGUUCUGCUUUCAAUCUUUUCUAUAUUCUCUGUUAUAACUUUUCUAUGUGGCACUAGAAAGAUGAAGAAGUUCAAGGCAAGAGCAUUGGAAUCAGCCAGCUCAAAGAAGAACAAGCUUGUUACAAAGAUAAAUAGCAAUCUCAGCAAUAGAGCAGUUUCUUCCAUGGCCAAGAUGCUUUCAUGGAGGAAAGUGCAAGCGACGGAAGAAGAAGAAGAAGAACAAGAAGAGAUUUUUUACAGUAGUGAUGAUCAUGAUCAGCACCAAAAAGAUGAUGAAGCUAUUUGGAAGAAGAACAUCUUGAUGGGAGAACGGUGUCGUCCCGUCGAUUUUUCCGGCAAGAUUAUCUACGAUGCACACGGAAACUUGGUCCGUGAUUUGUCUCGCGACUAAUAUUAUAUUAGUCGUGAGACAAAUCAAAAUCGGUAACAUCUUAAGAAAAUUGUGAUGACACUAGUUCAGAACUCUGACCAAAUUUUGCUAUGUAAGAUAAAUAAUAAUCUUAGCAACUUUUUUGAUCUCAUAUUUGGAAAUGGAAUGAAGGACUUUUCUGUUGAUUUUGCAUUGGGUUGUGGACUUUAAUUUACAUAUAAUUUAGCACUUAAAUUUUUUCA
Arachis ipaensis is the source of this 792-nucleotide messenger RNA. RefSeq lists its product as uncharacterized. Lineage: Eukaryota; Viridiplantae; Streptophyta; Magnoliopsida; Fabales; Fabaceae. The record is from RefSeq and is a predicted model, not a curated record.